AUUUAACUAUUUAAGUCUCUCAAGUGGUGGUAGCUUGACGAGAAGGGUGCGCAGGAUAAGCGAAUCUUCGUUCAGUACUAGUAAGCGCAGGUUAAGCUAUUAGAUACAGAGACAGGGAAAAAAACGAAAACAAACCUAAAAAACUUAAAUAGAAAGGAACUAAGGAAAAAGAAAACCAGAGAGAGAUUUUCCGAGUUCUCGUUAAUGAUCGAUGUCGAAGAUGAAGCAUCUGCUCAGAAAGCUCCAUAUCGGUGGUGGCAUCAAUGACCACCAACGAUUAGGCGACGCCCGACCCGUGGCUAACCCGAGUGCCAGCCCAAACCCCUUAUCAUCGUCAGCAACGUCUCCUUCGUCUUCAAAUGUUAGAACUGGAGCCGUUGAAUCGCCUGGAGGGGAUCGGGUGGCUGCAGGGGAUGGGAAUAGUGGUAUGGAUUUUAAUUUAUUAGAAGAGGAGUUUCAGGUUCAGCUGGCUUUGGCAAUUAGUGCCUCGGAUCCAAAUUCACUUGACGAUCCGGAGUCAGCUCAGAUCGAUGCCGCCAAGCGGAUUAGCCUUGGGUGCCCCGUCGCGCCGGUUCCUGUCACCGAUGCUCUAGCCGAGUCUCUCUCGCGUCGGUAUUGGAGUUUGUGGAAAGAAACUAUUGACUGGAGGGAAUUGAGUAGUCUGUGCUAUAGCUAUAAUGUUGUGAACUAUAACGAUAAAGUGCUGGAUGGCUUUUAUGAUGUAUCUGGUGUUACCUCAAAUUCAGUCGUUCAAGGAAAGAUGCCAUUAUUAGUGGAUCUGCAAGCAAUAUCUGUCUUUGAUAAUGUUGAUUAUGAAGUGGUAUUGGUAAAUCGCAUUGUUGAUCCUGAACUGCGGGAGCUUGAGAGAAAAGCUUAUAUAAUGUCCUUGGAGAACCGAGUCUCUGAUGGCUUGCUUUUAAGUGGCUUGAUACAGAAACUUGCUGAUCUUGUUGUUAAUAGAAUGGGUGGUCCAGUCGGUGGUGCUGAUGAGAUAUCAACAAGGUGGACCCGGAGAAGCUAUGAGUUACGGAAUGCUUUGAAAUCUGUCAUUCUUCCCCUUGGACAGAUUGAUGUUGGACUUUCUCGUCACAGGGCUUUGCUUUUUAAGGUGCUAGCUGAUAGAAUUAAUCUUCCAUGCAUGCUGGUUAAGGGGAGCUACUAUACUGGCACUGAUGAUGGAGCUGUAAAUUUGAUUAAGAUUGAUGAUGGAAGUGAAUACAUUAUUGAUCUGAUGGGUGCUCCUGGAACACUAAUUCCUGCUGAGGUGCCCAGCAGCCAUCUCCCAUGUCCUGGAUUUGAUAUAACGGGCUUUGCUGAUCUUACAGAUGCUGCCAAAGAUUCAUCUUUGUUGCUGGGUGAAGGACCCAGGGUUCAGGCACUGCCACCUAAUGUGGAUAGGAUUCCCCAGGUUGGCAACUUAAGGACGGAAGAGGCAUUACUUGUGGGCUUUAAAACUAACGAGGUUAAUGCAAACCUGGUUGAAAAAGCUCAAAUUGAGACAUUUGAACGUGAGUUUGGAAUGCUUUUCCCAUUGUCUCAUAGAUCUCACGAGGACUCAUCAGGGAAUGGAAGGCAAUCAUCGGCUGAAAACAUUAAAGUUAAAAAUGUCUCAAAAUAUGUUAUAUCUGCUGCAAAAAAUCCUGAAUUUGCUCAGAAAUUACAUGCUGUGCUGUUGGAGAGCGGGGCAUCACCUCCUCCAGAUUUAUUUUCAGAUACAAAUCAGCAGGAUCAGGGUAAACAAAAGGUUUUUGAAAAAAUUCAUCCAAAAAAUGGGGUAAACAUAGAUGAUGAGUUUCAUUGUUAUUCUGACAAGUUAUUGGCAAGGCAUGCAGAAUAUGCUGUAUCCUUAACUGCAGAAAAUACUGAACAAGGAUUGCCUGCUGAGGGGCCAGCUAAACAACAAAGGGAAUUGGAAACGAAUUUUCUCAAAUCUCAAGUGUCUUUCCCUUCUGAUGCUACUCAUGAGGGAUUUAUAGUUUUUGAUAGUAGAACCAAUGAAAAACAGCAUCUAGGUGCUGUAAGUGUUGAUACUGUUCCUCCUAACUCACCAGGAUUGCUUGGAAGGACGAUGCAUGGGAAUCAUGUCCAUGGAUCUUCCUUGUCCUCAGCAUUGGACUUUUGCCAAAUACCACCUGAAGAUACCUUAGUUCGUGAUAAUAAGCGGUGCUUCCCUGAUGAGCUUGGAAGGGUCUUGAACAUGGAAACAGGCAAAGAAUCUGCUAUGAAGUCAACUGAAACAUUCAACAGUGGUCUGCAUAUUUCUUGCAAUGGUUACAGUGAGAAAAUUCACCCAGUGCUUGGAGAAGUUGCAGAAUGGGAAAUACCAUGGGAAGAUCUUCAGAUUGGGGAACGCAUCGGCAUAGGUUCAUAUGGUGAGGUCUACCAUGGAGAUUGGAAUGGCACUGAAGUUGCUGUGAAGAAAUUUUUGGACCAAGAUUUAUCUGGAGAUGCAUUGGUCCAGUUCAAAUGUGAAGCUGAAAUCAUGUUAAGAUUAAGACAUCCUAAUGUUGUUCUGUUCAUGGGAGCAGUUACUCGCCCCCCACAUUUGUCAAUACUGACAGAGUUCCUGCCCAGGGGUAGUUUAUAUAGGUUAUUGCAUCGUCCUAAUUCUCAACUCGAUGAAAAGAGGCGAAUGCGAAUGGCUCUUGAUGUGGCCAAGGGAAUGAACUACUUGCACACAAGCCAUCCUCCUAUUGUGCAUCGCGAUUUGAAGUCUCCAAAUCUCCUUGUUGACAAAAACUGGGUUGUUAAGGUCUGUGAUUUUGGAUUGUCACGCCUGAAGCACCAUACUUUUCUGUCCUCAAAGUCAACUGCUGGAACGCCUGAAUGGAUGGCACCUGAAGUACUAAGGAAUGAACCAGCAAAUGAAAAAUGUGAUGUGUACAGUUUUGGUGUAAUAUUAUGGGAGCUAGCCACUUGUCAAAUUCCCUGGAAAGGCUUGAAUCCGAUGCAAGUCGUAGGAGCUGUGGGAUUCCAGAACAAACGUCUUGAGAUUCCAGAGCAUGUUGAUCCAGCUGUUGCGCAGAUAAUACAUGAUUGUUGGCAAAGGGAGCCACAAUUACGGCCCUCUUUUUCACAACUCAUACCCCGUCUGCGUCACAUUCAACGUUUAUGCGUUGAAAGAACGUAACAUACAAAUGCAAGCAACAUACAGACUGAAACAUUACAAAUGUAGCUUUAAAGUUGUUUCUGAGCUCAAAGAGCUGGAGCAGCCAGAAGGUUUAUUUUAAUUUUAUUUUUACUUAUUUGAUGCCAAGUAAGAGCAUACUGGACGGGAAAGUGUUAGUUCAUUCAAAGUGGGGACUCAGCACAAACCCCCGUUGGUUCAACCCAGAGUGGAGAUCCUCCUAAUUGUUAAUCUAUCUGCAUAAGUGCAGUGGAGGAGGAUGCCGUUGGGAAGUUGCUUUAAGCAGCAUAAAUAGUUAUUGUCAAUCUUACAUGUAAGAAAAUCAGAGUAAAAAAGAAAAGGAAAAAAGAAAAAAGAAAAAAAAAAUAUUUCAAUUUAAUUUUCUCUCUACAUUGAGAUAAUGUCUGGGGAAGCAAUCCCCACUGCGGAAUUGUAAACGUGUGAUCUCUACAGGUCAUUGUGGUAAAGAAAAAAAAAAAAAAGAAAAAGAAAAGCUUAUGAAGUGUUUAUAUUUAUUUCAUAAUUCUGUUUUACUUGCAGAAUUUGUAAUGAUUUUUAACUGUGAAUUUCAAUGUAGAUUGUAAUUGCGACUGUAAAGUGAGCAGACUAAAUUACUUGAACAAACUUUGGGCAUAAA
Jatropha curcas is the source of this 3764-nucleotide messenger RNA. Its product is annotated as Protein kinase superfamily protein. Gene Ontology annotation, biological process: protein phosphorylation. NCBI's taxonomy places the organism in Eukaryota, Viridiplantae, Streptophyta, Magnoliopsida, Malpighiales, Euphorbiaceae. The record is from RefSeq and is a predicted model, not a curated record. Gene Ontology annotation, molecular function: protein serine/threonine kinase activity; ATP binding.